GCGGCCGUUCAGGCCCUCGAGCGCGUGCGCCACCGCGUCUGCAGCUCGCUAGCAGAGCUGCAGGAAGUGGCGAGCCAGCUGGCGCAGCUUGCGGCACAGGGCGGCCCAUUGCCCGCUCUCUUGGUGAUCGACAGCGUCGCUGCUGUGGCGCGCAACGAGCUAGGCCUGGAGGACAAGAAGGCCAUGAUGGUGAAGCGCCAGGCGGCUCUCAGCACUUUGGCGGGUCUUCUUAAGGUGCUGGUGUCUCCACCUUUGCGCCAGGGCCAUGCACAGUCGCUGAAUGUGGUGGUGACGAACCAAGUCAUGGGAGAUCCUUCCGCCGGAGGAAGUCGAGUCACUUUGGGCCACGUGUGGCAUCACUCCGUGAAUUGGCGCUUGGUGCUGAGCCACGUCCCUCCAGGUUCAGGCCCGCGAGCUGUAGGAUUCGAGCGCUACUUGCUC
Molecule: messenger RNA, 441 nt
Organism: Effrenium voratum
Lineage: Eukaryota; Dinophyceae; Suessiales; Symbiodiniaceae
Source: the annotation of a GenBank genome assembly